Messenger RNA from Porites lobata, 2570 nucleotides. Lineage: Eukaryota; Metazoa; Cnidaria; Anthozoa; Scleractinia; Poritidae. The record is from the annotation of a GenBank genome assembly.
AUGCCAAGAGAACUGUGGCGUGUAAAGAUAUACUGCCCCCACUCUGGCUGUGCACAAAAAGAACUAACUAGUGCUGGACUUUAUCCAAACAUUCGGCAAGUACUUGCCAUCGAUGGGUAUUACAACUUGGCAGCUGAGUAUCUGGAGUCAAGAUAUUGAGGCCUCAAAUGUAAUAAAUGACCCUAAAUGUAAUAAAGGUCCUAAGUGUAAUAACUUUUGGCCCUAAAUAUAAUAAAGGGUCUAAUUAUAUAUGUCACCAGGUUUUAGCCUUAAAUAUAAUAGAAGUCUUAACAGUAUACAUGUAUGUAGUAUAACAGCCCGAAGCUUGAUAAAGUCCUUGACUGAAACAUGCGACGAUAUUAAUGUUAUAGCCAGCUGGCGAUUCACUUUCUUUGCCCUAUUGUAGCCUUCAUAGAUAUUCAUUAACUUAGAAAGCCCCUAGAGCGCUCAAGAAGUAGGAGAAACACUUAACUACGUCUCGAUCGUGUCUCCUACUACAUCCCUACAUCGUGAAACGCGAAUUAUAAACAAAUGGAAUCUACACAAAAGUUUUCAAAAUACAGUUGUAAUUUAGUAAUUGAAGGAAGUACUAAUGCUCGUUAGAAACAAUCGUGGUAAAUUGACUACUUUUGCCCAUGGGGUUUCUUAAUGUUGCGCCAAAAAAAGAAAUGCUUUUUUUUUUUUUUUUUUUAGCCAUUUUCCAAAAGAGUAUGUCGGUCGGUCCAUACAGAAAGCUGUGAACACCAAGUUACAUAUAAACAGCAAGAUGUUAAGGGCAGUAUAUCUUUAUAGUUUUUCUGACUUCCCGACUUUGAUUUUAAUUUCUACCAGGAGAACUUCUUGCAGUGAAUUUUUAUGCUAACGUUUGUUCUAGGAUCUCACCACAUGAAUGAAAUGACAUUUUCAAAUAACAGCUGGCUUUCCUGUUUUUCUAGCGAGUAUAUAAGGAACUCUACUUUGAAGACCCAAAAUCUUUUUUAGAGCUAAGAAGAAGAAGAAGAGGAAGAAGAACAAAAUGUGAAUUGUGAUUGUCAUGAUAAUGGUGGUCCAACCAGUCAACUUCCAAAUGAAAUACUCGACAAAAUAAUAGACUUCGCGUUAACUGGAACUGACAUAAGUAUUAUUAUCACCUAUAAUUCCCUUUGCCAGCUUGGUGAACUGUUUAAAGAACUCACAAUGCGUUAUAUUUGUCGGCUACCACCAAUAAGCUACAACAAUCGCGACACUGCGCGAAGUGGCUGUUUCAGCUUGUGCACUAGUGCAACGAAUUUGGCCCAUACAGAGAUAAUACAGAGAGAUAAUAGCCAGCCCCAGAUGGAUAAAGGCGUGGGGGUUGAGCUGUUGUUUUCUGGGGUUGGAACCUGGUUUUAUGUUACAAAUGUAAAUGUGGAAAGGACGAGGGAGCAAUUAAAGUACAUUUACUUGCACCUAUUUGUUAACAGACAAAGUAAAAACAGUUUAGCGGAUGUUGUGUUAUUGACUCAGAUUAGAAAUCAUGGUGGCACUACAGGCUGCAAUUGUGACAUUUUUGGCCUUUGCCUAUGAAACAGAUUUUUUUAGUCCAAUCCAAUGGAUGAAGUUACACUUUCUUACGAAAAUUUGCUAUAAUAAACGAGGCUCUUUUGUUUUGUUACAGUUUUAAGAUAACGUCAGUCCUUUUUCGACAAUAAAGAGUUCUUAAAAAAAUUUGCUUCAUAUCAUGGACCUCUGUUUUCAAGUUGCCGUUAAAGUAGUAUUAUUGAUAACAAUGCUACCUAUUAAACCUAUUUACAAUUAAUCACUAUUCGGUCAAAGGACUAUUUACAUUUCACUUCGAUUAAACACUCUUUUCAGUUAAUAAUGACAAUAAAAAUAACAGUGAUAAUGAUAUCAAUAACUGACUAAUAAGUUGUUACUCAAAUGGCUAUAUAGGGGAUCUGCCUGGGGUAUUUAGUGUUUGAUAUUCCCUAGACACAUUCUGGCACUCAGUUAGCCUGUAAUAAGGCUAAAAGCAAAUGCUGUGAAAUCGUCUUAUGACCCUAAGCAUAUAAAAAGCUGAAAGAAUUACACUUAGGACCUUUAUUACAUUUAGGGUCAAAAGUUGUUACACGUAGGACCUUUAUUACAUUUAGGGUCAUUUAUUACAUUUGAGGCCUCAACAAAGAACUGCACCCAUAACGUACUGUCUCUGUUCUAUUCCAAUGCAUCUGUUACAUAUCGCAGUUGAAUCCAGGUUAAGAUUUUAGAACCAAUAACAUAUUUGUCCAAAGCCCUAUGGAGUGUCUGCUAUAUUUUGUCCAUGCAUUGCUAAUAAAUGCAGUUGCCAUCGUCUGUCAAGGCUGUCUUUUCGUUUUUAUUCUGUUUAAAAGGUAAUAUAAGCUGGAGUGGCCCAAUUGUCAACUAGCUGGACAUGGGGCACAAGUUGCUGUUCCCUGGUCAUUUGCUUGCUGAGACAACGAGGCCUAGGUAAUAGUGCCACCCAACUACAGAGAAAGCUAACAGAACAGCACAGUGAAAGGUGGCUUGUACGUAUGAUCCAGUACCUGAAUGAUUGCAAACACUUCAGGGACGCUUCUAAUAUUGGCCUUUAA